CCAAUUCAGGAUGCAGCUAUGCUGCAACAGGAUGACAGCUGUUUAACUUUGGGUGAAUUUUCCACAGUUAGCAUGUCUUUAAGACUAAAAUAACCGACCACGACUUUACACGAAAUCAGUAGAGAUACCAGCAGUUUUACUUUAAACGUAUUAGAUGUGUCUCCAAUGUUGUCGAGUCAGAUAUGUUGUUAGCGCACUGUUAGCUCGUCGGUAUUUUGAAGAACUUGGCAGCUAUUAAUUUGAGGUUGUUACACCCAUUGAAACGCUGUGAUUCAUGUGAGGCGUGGCAUUUGAGUGUAGCUUUUGAGACGUGGUAGUAGUGCAAUUUGUUGGCAGAAACGAUUCAGUUUAAAGAAUUAGGGGAAACAGACUUGAACAUAAUGUUCAGGGUCGGAUAGACGAUGCUAGCAAUAGCUAACUAGUUAGCCAUUAGUGUGAAAUAAAGAACAUUUAGUUGUCAGCAUCAGUCGUUUGGUCACUGUAAGUGUCCGUUUAAUAUUUGGCUAUUGUAUUGCUUUUCUCUAUACAUUUUAGCAUCCAGGUGCCACAUAUCUUCACCUGUUAAGUUGAGCGUUCGCGCUGUUAACCUGUGAAGUUUCAGCUGCUGUACGGAACUGUUUGCUCUAACAUUGCCCAUUCGUUUAGGACGGUCAGCAAUGCACUUUAUUGUGUUGUCGAUUGUAUUGCAACUUCAUUUUGUUUUUCAUUGAUCGUUAAAAAGCACAAUGUAAACGCUCAAAGGGGUUUUUAGUCCGUGAUACCCCCUGUCCCCGCAAAUGCAGAUGGUGGGGAUUUAAAUUGCCUACAUAACAGGGUUUCAUUUAUUGCAUACGAGGCCAGUGACACCUGUGUCACCGGUAUUCUUCUGCACUUGAAAGGCCGCUUACUGACUUUUCAAGAAGCCAUAGAUGUCUACAGUCUGGAUGUAACGUCACCUUUCCACCACUACCCAGAAGAAUGUCUGCUCUGUGGAUUGCACUGCUGGCAUUUUUGGUUCUGGCAAUCUUGUCCAUCAUUUUCUUCAGAUGGACAGUGUGCAGCCUGGCUGUGCGUAUUUGUGCAAAAGUGUUGAAUGCUGAGCUGAAGAUCAAGUCAGUGGGCCUGUUCUCUGUGAGGGGAAUCAGCUUGCAGUUCCAGCCUCAGCAUACACUGGAAAUUGACAAAAUAUGGAUCUCCUGCAAACUCUUCAACCAAGACUUGCCGAGGUACUUGGCCCUGUGUGUGGGGGAGACACGGGUGCGCAUCGAUCUCCUGGAACCCAUGAGGCCUCGGCCACCACGGAGCCCCGAGAAAGACAAAGAGAAGGAGGAGGGCAGACUGGCCCUCAGUCCCUCCACUCUACACUUCCUCUCUCAGGUGCUAUCCCUCCAUAUCAACUCCAUUAAUGUGAUGGUGUUAAACCUGGCCCUCUCCGAGUCCCUGUGGCACAUGACCACCACGGGAAUCACACUGCUGCUCGACCACCAGGCCAAGAGGUUGGCCUGGGAUUUCUCAGUGGGACAGCUUAGCAGCAAAGUGUUGAAAAGCAGCCGAUUGCAGGACACGUGUCUGGCGGAGGUGUCCCUCAGUCUGUCAGUGCUGGGGGACAUCAGCCUACCGGAGCUGCGGCCUGGUCGCCUGGAGCUCAGCGUACGCACGCUAUUGGCUGAGCUACACGAGGGACUGUUCCUGAGUCAGCUGCUGCCGCCUUCCCAAACCAGCCCAGCAGACGCCAGCCUCGCCUUAACUGAGUGUGAGGAGGAGCAGUUUCUGCAGACGGAGGCCCUGGACCACCUCCACCAGCUGCUUCCUCAGAAGGUCAACGUGGACUUCGAGAACACUAACAUCACCUUGUCCAUGCACAGCCAGAAGAGACACUUGAACUGGACUCUGAAGUCUCUGAAGAUGGGGUACGGGCGAGAGGAGGAUCAGCCGACCCUGAGCCGCUUCACGCCGGACCUCAGCGUCCCCCAGAGCAGCCUGGAGCUCCUGCUGGAGGAUGGACUCCUCCUUUCCCAGAGCAGGCAGAGGAUCCUCUGCCUCAACACCCUGAAGACUGGCCUGCAGGUGACGUCGUCGGAUAUAUCAGGCUCGGUUACCGUCAACACCUGCAUCAUCCACUACCGUCACCAGGAGUUCUCCCACUGGUUUGACCUGCUGUCUUGGGAAAAGCUGUCUCACAGAAAACCUACCCAGAGGAAAAAGCGCUUCCCCCAUCUUGAUGCUCCGGUUCUCGUCAGCUGCUCGGUGUCCAACGUAAACGUAUCAGUACAGCUGGGGGACACGCCGCCCUUUGCUCUGGGCUUCUUAUCCACCAGUGCAGAACUGCGCCAUCUGCUGGAGACAGGGGAGGAUGCAGAGGGUGAGAGCAGUAGCAUCACUAGCAGCAGCAGGGGGCAGCAGAGAGCCUCGGUGUCCCUGGACCACUUCUGGUGGCGUGUGGGUCAGGGCUCCCACAUCCAGCAGGCGCCGCACCCACCAGGGAAGCACGUGUGGGGGGAGGCCCUCAUCCUGGACUCUCUCACACUGCAGGGCAGCUGUGGUGAGCCUGAGGUGGAGUCAUCCUCCAUCACCACCUCCCCCACUGCAGCAGCAUCAUCAGCAGGGAGGAGCGUGAGCGUGGAGUCCAGUCUGAAGGGGCUCCAGGUGGAGGUAUCUGAGACCUGCGCCCUCUGCCUGUCUCGCUUGCUGUGCCUCUUCGCCCCCAACGGCACACCCAAGGCCCCCAGCGUCCCAGUGCCUUCGCCCCCCAACGCCCCCUCGCCUCUGCUCCUCAGCAUGGAGGUCAAUCUGGAUGAUGCCAACGUCUUCACGCUCUCCAAUGUAGCAGGUGCUGUGGCGUUGAGGGUGGACUCAGUGCAUGCGGAGGGCGGAGGGGAGAGCUCGCGGGUGGAGGUGCAGGGCCUGGCCCUGUCUGUGGUGAAGGUGAUCACGGAGAGCAUGGAGGCCUGCUGCCCAGCCACGGACACCCUCAACCCCAUCCUCAGCCUCACUUCCCUGGCCUCCUCCUACCAGCCCAGCACACACAGCCUGGAGAUGCAUGUCAACGAAGCCUUAUCGGUCCACUGGACGCCCUCAGACCACAUGUUCAUGUAUCACCACGUCACAGAGACCAAAGCCUCCUGGAGCGCUCUGUCCUCAGCACUUAGACCUCUCACAGGGAAGGAUCCAGUGGAGGAGGAGGCGGAGGAGGACCAGAAGACUGAGACGUCAACACCAACAGACUCCUCCAUUCAUCCUACAAAGAGCAGGACUCUGAACCUUAGCGUGGAGCUGAAGAGUUCCUCGCUGAGCGCCUGCGUCGGGGAGACCAACUUCAUCGUCCUGCAGGCUGACGCGUUGUCCAUCUCCAAAACAUCUGGCUCGCUCCACGCCAAGACCCCCCGUCUGGUCUUCAACUUUGAUGGCAAUGACAUCUUCACGUUCUCCUGCGCCGAGAUGCAGGUGUUGGAGGAGCUGGAGGAGAUGCGAGCCCAGCGCGACCACUUCCCCUUCCUGGCCACCUCGUCCAAUCGCGUCUGGCUCUUCACCAUCCCUACAGUGGGCGUGGAGUUCCCCUACCAGUACAACUUCUCCAACACCUUCGACAAGGCCAUCGGCAUCCAGAAGUGGCUCAAGACCCUGCACAAAUCCAGCUCGAGUUCUGCUGCUGCUGCUGUCGGUGAAGUUGGGGGUGGUGGUAGUGCCCAGGUGGACCGUCUUCCCCCAGACCUGCUCAUCCGCGUCAGCCAGUUCUCCUUCGUCUUCCUGGACGACGUGUUCGAGAUCAAGCUGCGCGACAACUACGAGCUGAUGAAGGACGAGAACAAGGAGAGCGCCAAGCGGCUGCAGCUACUCGACCGCAAGGUGGCGGAGCUCCGCAAGCAGCACGGCGAGCUGCUCCCCGCGCGCAAGAUCGAGGAGCUGUACACCUCGCUGGAGCGCAAGCACAUCGAGAUCUACAUCCAGCGCUCGCGCCGUCUCUACGCCAACACGCCCAUGCGCAAGUCGCUACUCACCUGGACCGUGGCCGACCUGGAGCUGGGCGUGCUGGCCGACAGGGCUCUGCACGGGCCCGAGCGCGUCCGCGAGCAGCUGAGGGACAUCGACGCCGUCAGCCCGUUUCCCAGAGACGGCCUGCCUCUGGCGGUGCAGUGGUGCAGAGCCAUGCGGUUCAAGCUUUCCGCUUUCCUGGUGCGUAUCCGUGACUACCCGCGCUACCUGUUUGAGAUCCGGGACUGGACGUUGUGGGGGCGUCUGGUGGGCGCGGAGCAGGAUGGCCACCCGCGGGCGCGGCGACAGCAGCUGGUGCAGCUGGGACAGCCCUGGGGGGACGUCAGCGUGCUCCGCAACAUGCCACCCCUCAAAUUCUACUACGACGUCCAAUCGGACAUCUCUCUGUACACUAUCGUGUGGGGCCCGUGCUGGGACCCGGCGUGGACCUUGAUUGGUCAGGUGGUGGACCUGCUGACCAAGCCCACGGCCGACCCCUCGCCCCCGCUGGCCUGGUGGGACAAGAGUCGGCUGCUGAUGCACGGGCGCUGGCAAAUGGACAUCGAGCAGGCCAACCUCCACCAGCUCGCCACCGAGGAUCCCUAUAACACUACGGAGAAUAUGCACUGGGAGUGGAUGAAGUUAAACUAUGACUGGAAGCCUGGCCAGUUUGUCUUCAAGGGAGACCUGGAUGUCAACGUUAGGACGGCCUCCAAGUAUGACGAUAUCUGUUUCAUGCACAUGCCCAAUCUGUGCAUGACACUUGACCUCCAGUGGCUGUGCCAUGGCAACCCUCACGACCACCACUCCGUGCAGCUGUGCUGUGCGGAGAACGUGGCCGACGUCACCUCCGGCCAAUCGCACGACUCCUACCGGGCGUUCCGCUCUGAGAACCUGAACCUCUCCAUCACCAUGGACCUCAACCAGCACACCAGCAGCACAGAGCCGUGUCAGCCCCGUAUCCUACUAUACAGCAGCACGCUGCGCUGGAUGCAGAACUUCUGGGCCACGUGGACCAGCGUGUCGCGGCCCAUCUGCCGGGGGAAGCUCUUCCACAGCCUGCGGCCCAUACGCAAGAAGCUGGGCCAGCACUACAAGCAGAUGUCCUUCACCUCCGCCUUCCCUCAGCUGCAGGUGCACUACUGGGCCUCGUUUGCACAGCAGCGGGGCAUCCAGGUGGAGUGCUCCAAGGGACACGUCUUCACCAGAGGGGCGCAGAGACUCAUCCCACAGGCUGGUACUGUGAUGAGGAGGCUGAUCUCGGAGUGGAGCGUGACCCAGAUGGUGAGCGAGCUGUCGCUGGUCACCGUGCACCUGAUGGCCUCCACCUGGGACGAGACGGCCGACCACCAGAUCAACGCCCAGGUCAAGAAGACCCACCUGCUCAGCCUCUCCUCCCUCAGCUACCAGCGCCAGAGCAACCGCAUGGAGGAGGAGCCGAGUUCUACAGACGAGAGCAACGCACCGUACACCCACAAGCUGUGCCUGGUGGACCUGAGGGCCUCCUGGACUCCCACCAACAGGAACAUCGCCUUCGGCCUGUACGACGGCUACAAGAAGGCGGCGGUGCUGAAGAGGAACCUGUCCACGGAGGCUCUGAAGGGGCUGCGCAUCGACACCCAGCUGCAGGCCAAGAAGCUGAAGAGGAGCGGCUCCACCUACUCCUCCAGCACCGCCCCCUCCACGCCCACCAUGACCCUCACCCUGCCCUCCACCUCCACCAGCCGACAGGACAGCAGCCCCUCCGGAGGCCCCUCCAUGCUGCAGAGGCUGAUCGAGGAGACUGAUAAGUUUGUGGUGUUCUCGGAGGAGGACUCGGGGGUGGUGGACCAGCUCUGUGGCAUCGCUGCCUGUCAAACAGAUGACGUCUACAACCGCAACUGGUUCAUCGAGCUGGUCAAUGGUCAGAUGAUGCUGCGCGGUGCGGAGACGGCCGGCUGCGUCCUGGUGUCGGCGGCCAAAGCCCAGCUGCUGCAGAACGAGCACCACCCGGCCUGGUACAACGACACGCUGAAGCAGAAGACCACCUGGACCUGCCUGCUGGAUGGCAUGCAGUACUUCGCCACCAUGGAGUCCAACCCCUCCGAACAGGAGGACUGGCAACUCUGGCUGGAGGUGAAAAACAUUGAGGAGCACCGCCAGAGGAACCUGGACUCCGUGCUGGAGCUGAUGGAGAGUGGCCAGGCGGUGGGAGGGAUGGUCAGCACCACCACAGACUGGAACCAGCCGUCGCAGGUGCAGGAGACCCCACAGGUGCAGCGCAUCAUCUCCCGCUGUAGCUGCCGCAUGUACUACAUCGGCUACAGUCACGACAUCGACCCCGAGCUGGCCACGCAGAUCAAGCCGCCCGAGAUACGCGACCACCACGAGAAGGAGGACCUGCUCAACAAACAGGCCGGUGCUGUGGACACGUUCACCCUGAUCCACCACGACCUGGAGAUCUCCACCAAUCCAGUGCAGUACGCCAUGAUCCUGGACAUCGUCAACAACCUGCUGCUGCAUGUGGAGCCCAAACGCAAGGAGCACAGUGAGAAGAAGCAGCGUGUGCGUUUCCAGCUGGAGAUCUCCAGCAACCCCGAGGAGCAGCGCAGCAGCAUCCUGCACCUGCAGGAGGCCGUACGCCAGCACGUGGCCCAGAUCAGGCACCUGGAGAAGCAGAUCUACUCCAACAUCAGGUCUCAACAGGAUGAGUUGAGGGAGCUGUCGGACAUCAACCUGAAGCUGCAGAACCAGCUGAACCAGGAAAAGACGGACCUGCAGAUGAAGAGCGAGGAGCUCAACAUCCUCAUCAGGUGCUUUAAGGACUUUCAGCUGCAGCGGGCCAACAAGCUGGAGCUGCGCAAGUCUCCCGAGGACGUGAGCGUGGUGCGGAGGACGGAGAUCUACUUCGCCCAGGCGCGCUGGUGCCUCACCGAAGAGGACGGUCAGCUGGGCAUCGCAGAGCUGGAGCUGCAGAGGUUCAUGUACAGCAAGCUGAACAAGUCGGAUGAUACGGCGGAACAUCUCCUGGAGCUGGGCUGGUUCACCAUGAACAACCUGCUGCCCAAUGCUGCCUAUAAGGUGGUGCUGCGUCCUCAGAGUCCCUGCCAAUCAGGACGCCAGCUUGCUCUGCGCAUCUUCAGUAAGGUCCGCCCCCCAGUCGGUGGGAUCUCCGUCAAGGAGCACUUUGAGGUGAAUGUGGUGCCCCUCACCAUCCAGCUGAUGUAUCAGUUCUUCAAGCGCAUGAUGGGUUUCUUCUUCCCUGGCCGCAACGUGGAGGAGGAGGAGGUGGGGGAUGAGGAGGACAAGUUCAGACUGGUCACUACAGGUAUCCCUGUGGUCAAGCCAAGGCAGCUAUCGGAAGAUACCAUUGCGGGGUUGGGCACGAGUAAAGGUGGCCCGGGCCUCAACCGCACGGCGGGAGUCAGGAGAUCGUUUCGUAAACCUCCUGAGACGACAUUGGACGACAUUGACAAGAUGAAGGAGAGGGCAGCCAUGAACAACUCUUUCAUCUACAUCAAGAUUCCACAGGUGCCUCUCUGUGUCAGCUACAAGGGAGAGAAGAGCAGUGUGGACUGGAAGGACUUGAACUUGGUGCUGCCGUGUCUGGAGUACCAUAACAAUACGUGGACCUGGCUGGACUUUGCCAUGGCCGUGAAGAGGGACAGCCGGAAAGCCUUGGUGGCUCAGAUGAUCAAGGAGAAGCUGCGUCUGAAGCCGGCGUCGGGCUCGGAGUCGCGGGGCAAGGCGGUGGUGGAGGGCCGCACGACGGACAGCAGCCUGCAGCAGCAGGAGGAGGACGAGAAGGCACGGCUGCUCAUCGGCCUCAGCAGCUCCGACAAGAGCUCCAGCAAGAAGAGCAUCUUCGGACGCCGCAAAUGACACAGGCCCUAAGAUGUGGGGCUUAACCCUAGGCCUCACUUCUUCACCACAACAAAAACCUCCUUUCAUCACCUCUAAUCAGGUUAGGACAAAGUAGAGGGUAUAUAGAACAUAAAGUCUCUGCCUGUAUUUUCCGGCAAGUAGAGCCUCUUCGGAUGUCACAAAUGACACAGGCCCUAAGAUGGGGCUUAACCCUAGGCCUCACUUCAACACAACCAAAACUUCCUUUCCAUCGACUUUGAUCAGGUUAGGAUGGAAUAGGACCGAUCCUCGGGAGGUGUCAGAUUAGAUUAUAUAGAACAUAAAGUCUCUGGCUGUACUCUGCGGCAAGAAGAGCAUCUUCGGACGCCGCAAAUGACACAGGCCCUAAGAUGGGGCUUAGCCCUAGGUCUCACCCCUAUACAACCAAAACCCCUUUUCAUUGCCUCUGAACAGGUUAGGACAGAGUAAUAUAAUGCCGAAGAAGGAGGUGGGGUGUCACCACUACAACCACUUGCCUCCUCCAUCCCCUCUGAGCAAGCUGGGAGAGUAUGAUCGUGCUGAGGGAGGUUUAGUGACCCACGUCCUCGCCACUACAACCCACGCCCCUGUGCUUGCCUCCUCCAUCACCUCUGAACAAGCCCUGGCUGUAUGCGAGAUCGCACAGAAUCAUCUCUGACUGUACUGUACUGUAUGUGGUUACCCAGGUCGUGAGGGGGUACCCGUCUCCCAACAAGCACUACUCCUUCUAGUCUGCCCUCUCCAUCCCCUUCUGAACUGGUUGGAAAAGUAUGUCCAACCUGUUUGGAGGAGGUCUGAUGACCUAGGUCCUAAGGAGAGAACUUACCUGCCUGCCUGCCACUUGACAGACCACCACUCCCUUCUAGCCUUGCCUUCUCCAUCGUUUCUGAAAGCGUCAUGGCUGUACGUCAUGGCUGUACGUCAUGGCAAAGCAGGUCUGGUCUAGUGACACAGAUCUGGAAGGAGCAUCACCACUCCUGGAUGUCCAACCUGGUGGAGAAAGUCUAGUGACUUACAGUAGGUCCGAAGGGGAGAACUGCUUGCCACAUUGACAGACCACCACUCCCUUCUAGCCUUGCCUUCUCCAUCCUUUCUGAAAAAGUCAUGCCUGUAUGUCAUGGCGAAGCAGGUGGUGACGCAGAUCUCAAGAGAUCAUGACCACUCCUCCAUCCUUCCCCUCCCAUCCACCCCCCCCCCCCAGGAAGAUAAGGGAGCUUGGCCAAUAGGCCGCUACUACUGCCCUGCCUGCUGUUCCAACCCACACCACUGAUGCCUGAGGUGGACUGAGCGCGGGGCGGCUUCAAGUUGGACGAUGGCCUACAAUGAUGACGACUACUAUGGGGAAGAGCUGAGAGAGGGGUCUCAGAGAACUCGGAGAGGAAACCAGUUCUUUCUCCUGCCUCUCUCUCUCUCCCCCCCUCACUCUUGCUCUCUUGCUCUCUCUCUCUCUCUCUCUCUCGCUCUCUCUCUCGCUCUCUCUCUAUCUCUCUCUCUCUUUAUCCUGCACCUACGCUGCCUUUUUACCUCCAGGUGAGAUUAUGGACAUCUCAGAUUCCUGGUGCAAUGUUGCCUUCCCUCUCCCUCUCCCUCUCCCUCCCUCUCUCCC
This is a messenger RNA of Engraulis encrasicolus (European anchovy), 9418 nucleotides long. Its product is annotated as bridge-like lipid transfer protein family member 2. The record is from RefSeq and is a predicted model, not a curated record. The transcript is spliced from 42 exons. The coding region runs from base 958 to 7812 and encodes 2284 amino acids. NCBI's taxonomy places the organism in Eukaryota, Metazoa, Chordata, Actinopteri, Clupeiformes, Engraulidae.